CUGAGCCUCCAUGACCCGCUAUGGGGGCGUGCUGCCCCUUCUCGCUAUCGUCGAAUGCCUCUUGGUGUUCAGUAUUGCUGCUCUGGAUUUUCUCGUACUUUUGCGCUCUCUAUCGCUGUCGCUAUCUUUACCCCAUCAUCCGCUCGUUCCGAGCAGCUGCUCAAUUAGUCUUGACUAGUCUCCAUCGUUCCUCAAGGCCUUCUAUCUGCGUGUCUGGAGUUCACUGUACUCCCUCUGUUAUAUCGCAGAUGAUUUGGAUAUCUUAGACUUCUACCUUGGCCGCUAUGAGCCCUAUAAUACGACGCAUUGCAGUCCUAUGCAUUUCUACGACCCUCCUUUACCUUGCCUUUCGCCAGCUCACGCUGGGCGCUGAAUUCCCCUUACCGACCACUACAUCUUCGACUCGAGUCAAAGGGCCAGUGAGAUGGAAAGACAUACCUCCCAAAUACCCAGUGGCCUCGACGAUUCCCUUACCAACGGGCACAUCCUCCGCUAUUCCCCGCAUACAGCAUGAGUUCGGCGUCGAGACACAACACAAUAAGGCAGAAAGGCUGCAUAGACAGGCUGUUGUGAAAGAAGCGUUCUUGCACUCUUGGAACGGAUAUAAGAAGCACGCAUGGCUGCAAGACGAAGUCACUCCGGUAACAGGAGGCUUCACAAAUGGCUUUGGGCAGCGUGGCGCAACACUAGUCGAUACUUUGGAUACUUUGGCUAUCAUGGGCCUAGAUGAAGACUUUGAAGCUGCCGUAAAGGCUGUCAAGAGGAUCGAUUUCACCACAAGUGCUAUCCCUCGUCUAAAUGUGUUCGAGACCACGAUACGUUAUUUGGGCGGAUUGCUGAGCGCGUACGAUGUGAGCGAAGCAAAGCACCGUGUCCUGCUUGACAAAGCAACGGAGCUGGGAGACAUGUUGUAUGCAGCUUUUGACACAUCAAAUCGCAUGCCCAUUGGGCGUUGGAACUGGGAAAACGCUGCCCUACGCAUGUAUCAAGAAGCUGAUGGCCAAGGACUCAGUGCCGAGCUAGGCUCAUUGACACUCGAAUUCACACGUCUUACACAGCUGACAGGAGACGCAAAAUACUACGAUGCCGUAGCCCGCAUAUCCGCCCUGCUAUCCAAACACCAAGACCGCACCAAGAUCCCCGGUCUCUUCCCCGUCCGCAUCAGCCCCGCGCGCGAAGACUUCUCGCAAGACAAAACAUUCACAAUGGGCGGUAUGUCCGACUCGCUAUACGAGUACCUCCCAAAACAGCACCUCCUGCUCAACGGUCUCGACCCUCAGUACCACAACCUCUACUCCAACGCUAUCCGCGAAGCCAAACAGCACCUCUUCUUCCGCCCGCUCAACCCACAGAACGCCGACAUCCUGAUGUCCGGCUCCGCACACAUCAGCAGCGCAACAGGCAGCACCAAAUUGACCCCUGACGGUCAGCACCUCGCCUGCUUUACAGGAGGCAUGGUAGGUCUGGCCGCCAAGGUCUUUAACCGCACAGUCGAGCUGGAAACAGCGCGGAAGUUGGUUGAUGGGUGUAUAUGGGCAUACGACAGCAUGCCAACGGGAAUUAUGCCAGAACAGUUCACACUUGUACCGUGCUACGGCGAGGAAGACUGUACGUGGCGCACGGAGAAGUGGAACGAGGCUGUCAAGUCGGCGGGGUUUGACGAGUAUGCAAGACAGUUAGAUGCUGCGGACAUCAUCAAGGAAGAUGGUUUGCCUCCUGGGUUUGCUAGAAUCCGCGACCGUCGGUAUCUAUUGCGACCAGAAGCUAUCGAAUCCGUCUUCGUCCUCUACCGCAUCACUGGUGACCCCUCGCUCGCCGAUGCAGCAUGGCGCAUGUUCGAGUCCAUCAACAACGCGACAAUAACCGACAUCGCACACUCUGCGAUCGCAGAUGUGACUUUGCCCGUGGACCACGCAAGUCAGAAAUUGGACCAGUGUGAGAGUUUUUGGAUGGCCGAGACGCUGAAGUACUUUUAUCUGAUCUUCAGUGAACCGGAGCUGAUGAGUCUGGAUGAGUUUGUUUUUAAUACGGAGGCACAUCCGCUGCGCAGGCCGCUGGCGACGUAAAAGAGUAUUGGUAAGUAUAGACUGUUGAAGCAUACACGGAGACAGCUAUGGGAAUGGAUCAGCAUCAACAGGUUCUGGAGAAUACACAAUACCAUGGGGUAAGCUAUGCUGUUAGUUGAGG
Macroventuria anomochaeta is the source of this 2187-nucleotide messenger RNA. Its product is annotated as glycoside hydrolase family 47 protein. The transcript has 4 exons. NCBI's taxonomy places the organism in Eukaryota, Fungi, Ascomycota, Dothideomycetes, Pleosporales, Didymellaceae. The coding region runs from base 285 to 2066 and encodes 593 amino acids. Gene Ontology annotation, cellular component: Golgi membrane; endoplasmic reticulum. Gene Ontology annotation, molecular function: mannosyl-oligosaccharide 1,2-alpha-mannosidase activity; calcium ion binding. The record is from RefSeq and is a predicted model, not a curated record. Gene Ontology annotation, biological process: N-glycan processing; carbohydrate metabolic process.